ACGCCUCACUCACUGCACUGUGCUCUUGCCUAGUACACCUGUGUUUAUUUUAGAGGUUGAGGUAUUUUGUGAGAGUUCUAGAAGUGAAAGUCUCAAUCCAUCCUUGCUCUUGGUUGCUUGGAAAAAUGCAGUUGUUUCGCACAGUAUGGGCCGUUGUUACGCUAAUGUUGGCUGCUGUCGAACUAGCAGAGAUGAAACGUGAUUACUAUGAUGUUCUUGGCGUAGACCGCAAGGCUACAACACAACAGAUCAAGAGGGCAUUUAGGAAACAGGCUGCCAAAUAUCAUCCUGACAAAAAUAAAGAUCCAGGAGCAGAGGAUAAAUUCAAAGAAAUUAAUGAAGCCAAUGAAGUAUUGUCAGAUGAAGAGAAGAGGAAAAGGUAUGACAUGUUCGGCCAUGAAGGACAGCCUGGCGCCGCACCCCAGUGGCAAGAAGGUCCGGCCGGCCAUGGUGGAUUCCAGUUUACUUUCGAUGACGAUCUUUUCCGCAACUUCUUUGGCCAAGAGUUUGGAGGUGAAAAGUUCCACUUCAAUCAAAGAGAGUUCCACGGAAGACAACCUCAUCAAGGCCAUCAACAUCACAACUUCUUCAGCUUCAACGACUUUUUUGAAGAGGAAGACUUCCCACAAAGAACAUUCGGAGACUUCUUCGGUGAAAGAGAUCCUCACAGGUUCGGCGGUGGCAGCUCAUAUUUUGGAAGCCAUUAUGGAGGUGGUCAUCAUAAUCAUCACGAGCCUCGCGCUUAUCAACAGCAAAGUCGCUGGAGGUCGUCUGGUCACACUGGCACUCGAUGCAAAACUGUCACUCAACGAAUAGGAAACACCGUCACUACCUACACUCAAUGCUCUUAGACCUCCCACCACGACGUCUGUAUAUAUGUAAUUAUCAUUUUAAUUUUAGGUUAAAUUUAAAGAUUGCUGAGUAAAGAUUGUGUCAAUUAGGAUGACGAUUUGGAGGGAUGAGGGAGAGGCAGAAUAAUGUGUUUACACACGCAGGUGGUCAGCCUGUAGUGUGGGACUCCUAUGAGUAUAAGACCCUUAGACUGCCCACUGCAAACUUCCUCCGAAAGGAGAGUCGCACCACCAGACGCUAGUGGUAAUUAAAUUAAUCCAGCAGCAAUUAAUUGUUAAAAUUUUACAAAAUUACAAAAGCGACAGUGGUAGGGGAAGGGUUCUUGUGGGGAUGUACAUCCUGCUUGCACACUAAUGGACACGAUAUAUAACAAGGUAUAUUGAAAUUCAAGCUUAGGCUGAAGGGUAAAAUGUAGAACUUAAUUACAGUGGUCCUGUUAUCCCGAAAUCUAACUGUUCCAAAAGGUUUAGAAAAAAAUAAAAUUGUUUAACAUAAAACGAAGAAAAAUAUUUUAUUUGCUGCUGUACAAAGAGGUUAAUGACAGGCUAUUUUAGUAUUAAGGUAUUCAGGUCCACCCUUAUUCUGUAACAGAAACUUGAGUUUUAUGUUCGUAUAUAAACACAGGAAAUCAUUUCUAGAUAGAGGGAAAAAAUUUAAGCAUGUUAAAAACGACAAAGACUUUCUUCACAUAAUAUUCUACGAAAUAUGAAAAAAAACAUAUAGGUUACGCUUUAUGAAAAUGUCUAAAAUUGCAUUAAAUCACAGAGAAGGAAGGUACAGUGGAAACACGCUUAUGGGAUGACCGUGUGGAAAUGUUUUUUUGUCAAGCAAGGAAGAGCCUGAACAGGUGAUCGUUUUAUGUUAACACUCUGGGAAUUUCUAUUGUACAGGGCAAAGGGUCUUCCUCCACCGUAAACGUUGUAGUUCAUGAGGGCGAGGGGGCAGUGUUGUAUUUUGCCCUAGACACUAGCACUAGUGCUAGACACCACUUUAGUGUCCCAAUGAAUGUUUCCUCUGUGACCAGAGUGGAUAUUGGGGAGAAGAGUGAGCAGGAUAGGAGAGAUGAUGAGACAAAUAUUUGUCACACAGAUUCCAUGGGUUAUUUCUACCUUUCACCUAAUCCGUUAUCAAUUAUGAAUAGAUCAGACGUCCUUGUACUGCUUAUUCCAAAUUUCCACUAAUACAAAAAGGUUUAGUCCCAAUUACAGUCGAAUAUCUAUUAACCAAAACACUUUUGACCGAAAUACCAAUUUACCGAAAAGGCAACAAAAUUAAUUUUGCAGCAAUGGUAGCAUGCAGCGCUGGUGCAAAACAUUAUACUUUAGCCUCCUACAUAACUAAAAGAAAGUUUAGGGUGGCGAGGAAAGUCUUUGACCUCUAUCGCUGCCAGGAACCGCUGGGGAAAGAAAAAAAAUGCAAGAUUAAAAAAAACAAUAGGCAGCCUAUUUAUCUGUGUAGAAAACAUAUCUUGUAUUAGUUAAAAUUGCUUUUCAACUUGACUUAUAGCUUUAUUUUGUUUUUCCUAAUUUAGACAAAUACCAAGACAAAAUCAUGUUUUGAACCAAAAUUUAGGUUAGGCCUAUAUAAAAUGACUUUGUCCCCCUUUAUUUUGAAUAACAGCGAAGUUUGGAACAGCGGGAUUACUGUAUUCAUAUCACAUUGGAAUAUUUAUUGAUGAUUAAGAAGAAAUAUAAUGAAAAAGUAUGAAUUUCCUCUUAGGUUGUUACAGCGUAGUAGAAAAAGCACUAUAGUAUGAUUUUAUAAGUUACUGCACUAAUUUUUGAAAAGCAACGUUCCUUUGCAACAAUCUCUAACAUUUAUGUAAUAGAAAGUUGAUUUCUAAUUGCUUUAAUCUCUUUGAAAGUGUAGAACAAUGUUUGAUAUGUAAAUUUUAAACUUACCUUGAACUGUAUAAUAAUGUAUAAAAAUGAUACUGUGAUAAAAUUGUGUAAAAAUGUUACUUCAAUUCAAGGUUAGUACCUAUAAAUAAGACUAAUAUACAAAUAGAGUUACCAUUUGGGAAAUGUCUGGACUCAGUUUUGGACAAUUUUCUUCCUAUUAAAAUAAAUAUACUGUGUAUUUUUUUGGGAUACUACUACAGUAGACCCCCUCUUAACCGACCCUAAUGGGACCAGAUCUAGGUCGGAUAACUCAAAAGGUCGGUUAAAACAGGCAAUCCCUAAAAUCAUAACAUAAUGAAGUGCUAUUAAUUUGGAAUUAUAUAAUCAUCAUUUUGAAGUCAUACUUUCAUUACUGUAUUUAUAGAAUAAACUACUAUUAUCUCCUUUUCGUGUUGAUAGAAAAGUCACAAAUAAACACAAAACGGUUAAGUCAAAUAAGCCUACUUUCAGUGGAAUUAUGAUAGUUCUAGGCAAGAGUCAAUAAAAAUUCCUAUUUUAAUAACUUUAGUACCUACUAUGUAUUAAUUGAUGCUUUCCAAAUCCAUCGUAAUACAGUACAAAACCUUUUGUUGAAAUUAAAGAUACAAGCAAGAGGCACAAAAACUAACUUGACCUUGAACUAAGUUGUUAACCCUCCUUCCCUGCCCUCCCUACAAGUUGCCUUGUUUGUUUACUCCAGCGAUAAGAUAAUCAGUUCUCAAAAUCAUAACGCACUUUACGAUGUUAUAAAUUUGCCGCACAGAUAACAAAUCAGAUCAGAUGUGCUUGCGCUACGAACGAUGAUGACAAACUAACAAUAUGCUAUAUUUUUUGUGAUCAAUACAAAAUAACUUAUUCUUAGUCAUAUCCUGUGGAGAUAAGCAUAUGGUUCAGUUCUCAUCGCCCAGCGUGGGAGCGGAAAUGCCGAGACUCCUAGAAAGCGGCGGUUAAACCGAACUGCUCUCAAAGCAAUCCGAUUAUCGGUUAAUACCAGGUCGGUUAAGAGGGAGUCUACUGUAUAAAAAUCAUAUAAACACUAUGUAUGCAAUAGGCUAUGUGGUUUUGUGCCAUGCUACAAUCCAAACAAAGUAUGGUCUUUUAUCCUUUCUCUACAAAUCAAAAUCUAACCCAUUAAGUUAUUUAAUUUUCAGUUCUUAACUACCCUGUUGUGUUGGUGAGGAUGUAUAGUUUUAGCAGUUUAGCUUGUUCAAAACUUUACAACAGGUUUAAAUCAUGACUUUGUUAUAUCAGUUUCCCUAAGACUGGAAAUUCCAUCAGCAAGAAGCACUAAUUAAUAUCAAGAGGCAAUUAUUAACUAUGUAUACAUCGUCUAAAACUCUGCAUUAAAUUUAAAUGACAUUUUGUCUAUCAGUAGUUGUAUCAUUGCGAAACAGUGUUCUACUUGCAUGCAAGUUGUUUUCUACUUACAAAUUUCUUGCACAAUACGGUUCAGUUAUUAGGAAUCUGUUUUGAUCCUGGAAAUACUCUUUUCUUUUUUAAAUGUCCCUCCUUUACAUCCAGGACGCAAGGCUCUACUUGGAACUGUUUUACACAUUACUUCAGUUCAGACUAGUCCUAGAGGGUCACGGCAUUAUUACACAGAUUAUAUCCAUUGGUGGGAUUUGAAUCUGGGACUGAAGUUCCACAUUCUACCUCUAGACCAGGUCAUUCCCCCCUAUGACCUUAAGUCGGAAAUUUAAGUCUCCAUAAACUGGAAAGCCGUUCAAAAGGUGGUUUUCAUUUUUCUCCAUAAGAAAUAUAAUUAUGGAUAGCUGAGGAGCUGAUGAAAUCUUGCACUCCUUCAAUAGUGCCUCUUUCCAUAUCCUGAGCCAGGUGAAGCUACAUACAACCUGAGAUCAAGGAAGAAAGACUGGCAUUAAGAUGUUCGGACAAGCUGUGUUGGUAUUUGUAGAUUUCUAAACAGAAAUGCCGACUCAUUCCCUACUUUUUCGAGCAGUUUGUUUGUUGCGGAACAGCGAAUAUUCAUAAAAAACUACAAGUACUGAAGUUCAUUGAGUGACUUACACCCAUCCACACUAGUAGAGAUUUGGCUAGUAGCUACUCGACACUGGACAAAUGCAGCAUGCGCUUUCCCUCUUGAGUUUUCCUAACUACUCUCAUGGCCCUAUGACGUCCUCACAAACAUCAGCACUACUUAAAAGUAAAGGAACACUGUAUUCAGCAGUAGAGUCAACCAGGAACAAAGCAGUAAAACCUAAAUAUUUUUACAAACCAUGUAUUUAAAAUUUGAGAAAAUUAAAAUCCAAAUAUUGUCUGACGGACUGGACUCUAUUAAUCUUUUAACAAGUUUAUUGUGAUCAGGCGCUCUUGAUUCUUAAUUAAGUUAUCUAAACUUAAGAAAAAUAUGCCUGAUAUUUGAAGUCCAGUUGUAUCCAAUUAUUUAAUAUGCAUAUGAAGCAUCUAUACACUAGAUAGAAUCCCUAGUUCCGAUAUACAAUUCUAAAAUUAGUGCCUGUUUGUAAUUUUAUAGAUAGUAAAAAUAAGUUUUAAAUGUCAUUAUUGUGCUAUGAAAGGUGAUUUAUAAUAUCAAAACUAGACUCUAUAACAUGUUAGGCCUUUUUGCACACAUACAGCUUCACACUUUGUUUUGGUUUUAAUGUGAAGUACUGUACCUUGAUUCAGUAUCACUAAUCAAUAUUAUUUUGGUGAUAUUAGUCAAUAUUAUUUAGUUUUAUAUUCCUAAUUUAUUCAAAAAAGAAAUUUAUAUUCAUAAAUUCAUACUUCCUUAGUAUGAUUAUUCAUACUAGCCGUAGACAAUUUAAAUUGCACUUUUAAGUGUGUUGACAUCUCUUUAUUUUUCUAGUUUUAAAGUUAUUACGACCAAAUAAAACAAUCUUUUGGAAACUGCUGCUUAUACACAGCGCGAAAAAUAACAGAGAAAUGUGUGACACUAGUAUCAAUAUCAAAACGUUCGACACAUGAAAUAUAUAUUUAAACAAGCUCGAGAUUUCACAACAGGAUUAGAUGCCUACUUGCAGUUUCCAAAGGCGAUUCUAUAACCCAAAUUAUCUUGCAUUUUGCUUACGAUUUGUUAGACUGAUUUUCUGUUUAUUAUACCCAAAAUGCUAAAAAAUUAGAAGUAAAUAAUAAGGAUGGGGUUGUUUUAGCAGUUUAGCUUAUAACUUAAACGUCGCACAUUGAACUUCACUAAGUUUUAUGACUUUGUAUCAUUGUAAUAGUUUUUACUUAAAUACUUAUGUAUACACCUAGGGUACAAAUUCCAUGCAGUUUAACAGCUGUUUUAUGUGUAAAAUAAUUCGGAAAAUGAUUAGAAGUGAUGUCUUAGUGUGCAAAAGACCUAACUAUCCCAAGGUACAGACUAGGUUAAGUCAAGGAGUGUUACUACUGUUUCUUAGUUUUAAAUGGUAACAGUAGAAAGUCUAUUAAAAUAAGUAUGUUAUAUAUCAGGUAAUUAAUUGUUAAUUGGUUUUGGCAGGUAGAUCUUGCUAACCUUAAAAUUAAACUCAAUUGGUACAUCAAAAAAUACAUUACAUCACAACAUCACAGUUUUUGCAAUUCUAUCCAACAAAAUAUAGAUUUGCUAGUAUAUAGACUAUAGAGUGAUUAGAAACAAUUGUUAUUUUUUAUUAGUGUUAUCUGUGUUUUUUUUAGUUCUAUUGAAAACUUAAAUUAUGCCAUGUGAAAACGUUAAGAAUAUAUUUGACUUCUAUUAUAAUAUUUCCUUUAUUAUUGUAAAACUAUAUCAAAGCUACAAUACGUUUUUCCUUGUGAGUGUUACGUUAGUAACUCUUCUACAGUUAGUACUUCAAUUACAGAUUUGUCAAAAAAUUAUUUACAAAUCAUAUUUUCUAUAUUGACACCUUUGUAGCUUUAAACGAAACAUUAAAAGACUGUUAUGCGUUGUAAACUAAAAAAUAUUUCUAAUUUAGUUAUAUCACCUAUGAUUUGGUUAGUGAUUACCUUAAUUGUAUUAUUUUUAUAGUUGGUUGUGUUAUGUGAAGGUACUUGAAUUUUAAGUAUCCGUCAAUAUUCUGACGUGUAACAAAAUUAACCCUAGGGCAGUUCCUUUGGAUAGUUUCACUGAAAAUCUGUUGGCUUUGACAGUAGAUAGAUUGAGACAUUGUUGUUCAAGUUGUAACCACUUAAAAACAAAAUGAAUUGUAAUUAAAUUUUAGUCACCGACAGAGUAUGCUGAUUAUAAAUUACUGAUUUUUAUCUUGCGUGUAUUUACAAUAUACAAAAGUCAGUAGCAUUAAUUAAUGUUGAUAGUACCAAUAAGCUGUUAGAACUGUUAUAAAUAAGAUAUAAUUUACUUUCUCAAAUUGACACCCAAUGCAAAAAACUGGCAAACUGAGAAGAUUCUAUUUUUAUAACAUACAGCAUUUCAGUCAGUAAAUUACUCUCUUAUUCGAGUGCCAUCUAUUAAACGUUUUAACUCUGUGGAGAAAAUAAUUAACCUUUCAAAAUUAUGUCAGUUACCCUUGAUGGACACUUAAAAGACAAGUACAGUCAUAUCCCUAUAAUCUGUAUUUAUUUGUAAAUAUCGUAAGUGAACCUAGCUGUAUUCGCGUUUCUAUUGUCUAAUAAAUUUUAUUGACAUUA
Macrosteles quadrilineatus (aster leafhopper) is the source of this 7316-nucleotide messenger RNA. Its product is annotated as dnaJ homolog subfamily B member 9-like. The record is from RefSeq and is a predicted model, not a curated record. Lineage: Eukaryota; Metazoa; Arthropoda; Insecta; Hemiptera; Cicadellidae. Gene Ontology annotation, molecular function: protein-folding chaperone binding; misfolded protein binding. Gene Ontology annotation, cellular component: endoplasmic reticulum. The transcript is spliced from 4 exons. The coding region runs from base 126 to 851 and encodes 241 amino acids.